GGGUAAUCCUCAGCGCCGGAGAUAUACCCACUCUAGUGUAUAGUUCAGUAGAUAUACCACCGAGGUAACGUGCUGUGAUUGUCCGUGGAUAAACUACUGGAGACAGAAUGAGCUGUUCAUCCACACGAUGACUGAGUUUAAUGCCUUUUUUCACCAGUGCAGCUCCCAGACCAGCAGCAGAUGUUCAACUGGUAGUAGAGGCAAGAUGGGCAGGAUAUGUGCAGUGAAAGACUGUGGGAAUAGCACAUAAUCUAUUGAGAUAUGGAAGCAGAGAGUGUGUGGACUACACGACUGCAGGUUUGCAUCUGGGGAUUGUGAUUGCCCAAGGCCAUUUCAGCUAUUCCCAUUCCCAACUGAGCCAGGCAGGAGAUCAGAAUGGACAAAGUUGGUGAACAGAAAGCAGCUGGGCUCUGGCUAUGUAAAGAAGUGGACACCCAACAAGAAUUCUCGUGUCUGCAGUGUACACUUCACUGAUGGGAAGCCCACAGAAAUGCACCCAAACCCAACACUUCAACUUGGCUAUAAGCUAAAGCAGAUUGAGUGGUGCUGUGACUGGGAGGAGUCGGCCUCGCUCCUUGUGAUAUAGGAGUAUCUUAUGCUCCACAUAUAUAAUGUCACCAUCCCGCUACCAAUUCAAGUACGCAAGGCUCCCUUCCCGAAGAGAAGACCACAAAGAUUGUGCGUCUCUGCAACCCUAGCUUGCUGGAUAAUCACGUGCCAUUAGUUGUGGUAGGAGACAACUGCUUAUUCUGUGCUGUGAGCAGAGCACUAUAUGGACUCAAGGAUCUGCUGCUCUGGCUUUUGACUGUUGGAAAUUCUCAACACCACUUUUUAUGACAAAAGGCAAACGGAGAGCAAGCAGCUAGUCUUUCGACAGAAUUACGAGACACAUUUGCAUAUUAAACAAUUUCAUGGAUCUCACACAGUUUUUCACACUCAGUACCGUGAUCGGAAGACCAGACCAGCACCCUUCAUCAGCAGACAUAAUGGCGCCUUGGAAUCAUCGUGUCUGUGGUAGAGGUGUGCAUAGCAGGAUGGAUGCUAUCAAAAUUAUGUGGGCUGCUAAGGAGGUCCCAGACACUGCAAAUAACUUGGCGCUGUUUCCUACUAUGCAUGCCCUGCCUCCUAUUGUUGACCUGAUGUCUGAGCAGCCAGUACAGCGAGCAAACGGUGGGAAGUUGAAAGGGAGAGGCAAAGUCCCAGCCGGCAAAGCACACAAAAUUUCGACGCUUGACGUGUCAAAAUCACUCUAUCGCAAAUCGAUCCACGUCAGAUCAUCUGCAGUAUGGGGCUUCCCUGCAGAGGGCGUUGACCUCCCAGGUAAAGUCAAUCUCAAAACUGAUGAAAUCCUCAAUUACCUUCGCUCGAGUGCUGUCCCUCUGGCCAAAAUUCCGCCCGGUCGCAAGGAAAAUUGUUAUUUUCUAAUUGACAAUUCCAUGAAUGUGGAACGAAGGAAUUCCGGUAAAAGCUGUUAUUUCACAGAUGAUUGUGGAGCAUGGGUCUCUGGCGCCACCUCUGGAGUUACCCACUACUUACAAGACAGUAACGGUCAUCUUUCAGUGAUUUUCCGAAAAGAUGAUUUGUAUUGUAGGCGCAAACAAGAGAUGUGGAAGUAUACAUAUAUCCCACUCGAACCACAGCCACAUUCAGAUUCUGUUGUCAUUAUUUACAGAGUGAUAAAAAGCUCAAGCAAAUCCUGACUACAAACGCGUUGUAACCUGGUUUACUGGUGUAGAUGCAAGACCCAUGGCCUGCGUAGAAUAUACUGGCAAGUAUCCUGAUGCCGCUAAGCCACAUGGCAACAGCAAGCCUGACGACAAAUUCCCUUAUGUCAGAACUGACCCUGCUGUGCUCGAAAGAAUUGCGAAUGCAGAUGCAAAGCUUGGACCGAACGAAUUGUACGACCUUAUGACCAGGGACACCGACAUGCAGGCUGUUCCCCGUGACCCUAAGCAAAUAAAGAACAAGAGAUAUUAUGAAAAAAGAAAGCAGAAAAUGCAGUCAACAAGUGACACUCUGGUUAAAAUUAAUCAUGGGACUCACUCCGACGACGACAUGCAGCAGUUGUUUAGCCUGAUAGGUUCCCACCCGUUUGUACAGGGCAUUUGCGGUGUAGUCGGAAGCACUCCUGCUGUGAUCCUGUACACAGAAGAGCAGCUCCACGACUUGCGCCGUUUUUGCUUUUCCAAAUCUGUUGCAGAGAAUACCGUCCUGGGCAUUGAUAAAAUACUCAAUUUGACAAAUUUCUGUGUGACCACCACUUCCUUCAAAAAUCUGGCUCUGAUUCGCCGAACAACCCGCGACCACCCAAUAUUCAUGGGACCCAUGUUCAUUCAUGGCAACUCUACACAGACUGAUUUCACUCAGUUUUUCUCCCACCUAAAUUCUAAGUUGUGUGACAGUCCAUCCCCACCAGUUGUUGGGAUAAAUGAGGAAGCAGCUCUAAGGAAUGCUAUUGCAAACUGCAUUCCUGGAGUUGGCUUGCUCACUUGUCACAGGAAUCUGUGUGACCAUGCCCAAAGAGCAUUACAUCACAUUUCCACAGCGUCCACACAGAGGAUGAUCAUACGCAGUAUCUUUGGAAGUGAGGGUCUUACAUCUUUUACCGAUGAGGUUGCAUUUGAAACCAAGAAGGGUAAAAUUCGUUGCUUAAUUGAGAGAGACUGCCCAGAUUUCCUGCCGUAUUUCGAAAACAACUUGUGCCCUAAAUUGGAGCACAACAGAAGUCUGAUUGAAAGGAACCCUUUCGUCACACCAACUUGGGCCAACAACAACUCUAAGUCUAUCAGAUUUGUCAUCAAAAACAGGGUGAAAUGUAAAGCUGGACCAGUGAUCGAACUAAUUGAUCAUUUACAUGACCUGGUUCAAUCACAGUACAGGGAAUGUGAGAGAGCUUUUUUGUGCACAGGAAAAUUCUCUUUAGCUCAAGACUUCCAAUCAUUCAAAGUUCCAGCACACGUUUGGAUGAAUAUGUCUCAAGAUCAUCAAAAGAGACACCUGACCAAAUUUCUGAAGAAGCACAAACCUUUAAAUGCAAACAACCUACCUUCUGUGGAUGACCAGCUGCUGAUUCAGAAAUCAACAGCCAGUAGCACAAAAUUGGGCCAAAAGAAAAGGAAACGAAACGCCUGCACUCAAACAACUUCAAAAAAAUUAAAAUUCGAAACCUAAUGAUUUCUUCCUCUGGUCUACUUACUGUGGAAAUUUUCGGUGAAUGCGAGCCACUUUUCCACUGGUCACUGAAUUUGCUUCUUAAAUGUUCAGUCAGUUGACUUUCUGAGACUUGGAAGUAAUUAAAGUAUUUAGACUUGAAUCUGUUUUUUUUUCUCCUUAGUGAAGGGUCUAUACAUUUUUAACUCCUUAUUUGGGUGAUUCUUUAACUACGGGCACUAUUGGCCUUGUAAAUGUAAUUUCCACCACACCAUUGCCUUACAAUAUAAAGUGCCUUGGGGCAACUGUUUGUUGUGAUUUGGCG
Thalassophryne amazonica is the source of this 3475-nucleotide messenger RNA. RefSeq lists its product as uncharacterized. The record is from RefSeq and is a predicted model, not a curated record. Bases 1747 to 3171 code for a protein of 474 amino acids. NCBI's taxonomy places the organism in Eukaryota, Metazoa, Chordata, Actinopteri, Batrachoidiformes, Batrachoididae. The transcript is spliced from 4 exons.